Procambarus clarkii (red swamp crayfish) is the source of this 3781-nucleotide messenger RNA. Its product is annotated as DNA polymerase beta. Gene Ontology annotation, biological process: base-excision repair; double-strand break repair via nonhomologous end joining. The record is from RefSeq and is a predicted model, not a curated record. Gene Ontology annotation, molecular function: DNA-directed DNA polymerase activity; DNA binding. NCBI's taxonomy places the organism in Eukaryota, Metazoa, Arthropoda, Malacostraca, Decapoda, Cambaridae.
UGUACGAAACUAUCGUACACUCAAAGUGUAAACACGGCCCCAAGCGCUGAGUGCACGACCUCUGUUGCACGACUCUUGCAUCUGCACGACUCCUGCAUCUGCACGACCACUAGUGUUCGGGAAGAGGAGGAGGAGAGGUGUAGAGCGAGCACUUGUGAGAGGCGAGGAUGAGCAAGCGGAAACACCCAUCCAGCGCUGGCAACCCCAAUGCUUCCAUCUGUGAUCUCCUCUUGGAAAUUGCUGAAUAUGAGAAAAAUGUAAACCGCAACACAUACAAGUAUAAUGCCUAUCGCAAUGCCGCAGCUGCUCUUGCUCAACACCCAACUCGAAUUGAGAGUGGAAGUGAAGCAAAGAAGCUCAAGGGUGUGGGAUCCAAGAUUGGGGAGAAGAUUGAUCAAUACAUCAAGACUGGUCAGAUGAGUAAAGUGGAGAAGAUUCGUGGUGAUGAUACAAAUACUGCAAUUAAUCUUCUAACUCGUGUGUCUGGCAUUGGCCCAGCCAAAGCACGCGAGCUAGUUGACGAAGGUAUCACAACCCUAGAAGAUCUGCGUAAAAAUCAAGAUAAGCUUAAUCACCAUCAGGUCAUUGGACUGAAGUACUUUGAUGAAUUUGAGAUGAGGAUUCCCAGAGAUGAAGUUGAGAAAAUAGAGAAGCAGUUGAACAAGCUCAUCACCACUCACGACUCCGAUUAUCUUAUUACAAUCUGUGGCAGCUAUCGGCGUGGAGCCAAAAGCAGUGGUGACGUGGACGCUUUACUGACCCAUCCAUCCUAUACUUCUGAAUCCAGCAAGUGUCCUUCACUGAUUAAGAAUGUAGUCGAGACACUGAAGGACAAUGGUCUGGUGACGGACACUCUCUCCCAGGGCGACUCUAAAUUCAUGGGUGUGUUCCAGCUGGAGGAGAACUUGCCUCACCGCCGUCUUGAUAUCCGACUUUUGCCCCACGACCAGUACUAUUGUGGGAUCCUCUACUUCACCGGGUCAGAUAUGUUCAACAAGGCUAUGAGGGCACAUGCUUUAGAACAAGGCUUUACUCUCAAUGAAUACUGCAUCAGACCUAUUGGCAGCACAGGUGUUCCUGGUGAGGCAUUGCCGGUGUCAUGUGAAAAAGAUAUAUUUGAAUACAUAAACUAUAAAUACAAGGAACCUUAUGAACGCAAUGCAUAGUAAAUGAUGCAGAAGACAUAAAUACAGGUGUGUGUCUUAUGUGCAGGGUUCAGUUCUGUAAAUCAUCAGCGUAUAAUAAAUGACACAGCAACACAUAUAAACUUUCUCGGACUAUUAUGAAUAAUGUGGACAAUUUAGAGGAUUUGUGUAAUUUGUUUUUAACUGUACAUUAAUAUAGUUAAGUUUGUAAAUGCUAGUCAUUAGAAGUAGCAUGUGAAAUAUUUGUUAAGGAUUUUCCAGUGCAUGUUUGGCAAUCACACAAGUGAACUGCAUUGUCUCUCAUACAAUUGCUCACCUCGUAGAAUGAUCUGAUUUUUCAGGAUGAUCAAAGAUUUUGCUUUUCCAGUGUCCACUCGACCCAAUUGUCCCCUCGGUAAAAUCCUUGGUGAAUCCAGUACUUCUGACUCGUCAUAUGUCCUCUUUGCUCUGGUAUUGGCAUCAUGAAUUAUGUCUCAGAUAUUUUUUGACUGUUGUGCACCACAGACAGUGCUAAAUAGUCUUCCAGUCAUGGUGCUUUCUGAUGCACCAUGAUGCCAUCAUGGGGAAGAUGAUGGCGUUAUCUUCUCUUAAUCUCAAAAGAGAAAAUGAUGCAUUUAUUAGUUGGUUUUCAGCAACAGUAAUGUGUUAAUGGUGAGACGGGCCUCGGCAAGGACUAGCAAGUAGGACAUAGUACUGUAGGGUAUAUGGCAAGUAUCAAGUAUGCCCAGGGCUGUAAAAGCCAAAGUCAUGAGCAAACUGUGUUCAUUGAAAUGCUAAUUUAGAGGUUGUUAUGUAUCACAAUCAAUGUAUCACAGCUGCGGUGAGAGUGUACUGUUUAGAACUUAUAGUGGGCAAAAUUGUUUAUGAUAUAUUCGUUGAACCAUUUAUGGUAUAUAAGGAGUUUUACUAUUUAAGCCACAACUUGACAGCAUGAUCGCUUAGUGCUUUAUUUUGAUAAUUAUUUGCACAGUCUGAGUUGAUAUUUAUUUUUUUAGAUAUAUUACAAAAAAGUAAUGCACGAAAUGUGCUAGCAUGUUUCGUGUAUUUUCUUAAUAAAUUUGUGGGUCGCGUCGUUUGUCAUUCACAGUUGUAUUUGAAUUUAAAAAAGUGUAUUUCUUCAGCUUGAACAGUUUUUGUUCUGUGUGAACAGUAUUUCUUCAGCAUGAACAGUGUUUAGCCAUAAUCAAACAUAUAAUGUACAAUAAACAUAAACUUGGGGCAGUCUUUUUGGGCAUUAUGUUGUUUACUAAUUUAGUUUAGUAAUUUCAAGACUUUAAAGACAUUAUAGAACAGUUGAAGCAAUAAUCUACAUUUACGUUUUACUUCAGGAAAUAAUCAGUCAAGAAAAUAUUGUAUAGGUUCUUUCUUAUAUGUUUAAUGAGACUUAAUACUUCACAAAUUUCCUGAGGAGGAAAUAUGUCGGUACUACCCAGUCUAAUUGAUUGAAUUGAAAAUGCAAUAACCCUUCCAUUUAUGCAAGAGAGACAUCGCAGGAAAAUGUCAUGCAUAGCAAAUUUGCACAGUGGUCCAUAACUUCCCAUUCCUCUUAUCAGUAAAACACCUUCGUGAACAUUAUUUCUGUUUAAUCCCACCAUUCUACAGCCACAAAUAUAGUACAUUCUCAAUAGCAAAAUACUGUACUUGGGAGGUUAUUUCAGGCAAGAAAGGAUUACAAAUUGUCUUUAGGUAUACAAUAAGUGAAGACGUGGAAUCUCAGUAUGUUACAUUUUGUUCACUAGCAGGAACUAAUUGAUGUUUGGAUGAGAGCACUUAUGAGUGAUGGAAUGUCUAAUAAGACAUUUCCUGAAGCUCCCACUUACCUCAUAUGUGGGUGUGCAUUGCUGAAUUAUUGAAAUAUCAUAAUUUUCACAAAUUCAAGAUUCACUGCAAAGAGUAAUGAGGCCUUCCCUCAGUUAAAUACAUGUGGAAAUAUAGGCCUUUCCCUCAGGUGUGAAUAGGUUGACCUUCCCCUUGAAUGUAUUCAGUACUUUGUUAUGUAUAUGAAGACUAAACCACACACCAGAAAAUGAGGAGACGACAACGUUUCGGUCCGUCCUGGAUCAUUAUCAAGUCGAUUGUGAUGAUGGUCCAGGACGGACCGAAACGUCGUCGUCUCCUCAUUUUCUGGUGUGUUGUUUAGUCUUCAUAUCUUGAGCCAUGUUAUUGUGACUCGUCGUCUUUGUUAUGUAUACUUUAUCAUAAGUUUUCUUUGCAGUAAAUUUAAAUGUGCAGUGCAGGAAAACACAGUCUAAAUAAAAAAAGAAAAACAAAUUUGGAUUUGACAAAUUUUAGAGUGAACAUUUUCAGUAUUUCUUGUCCUAGGGCAAACAACUAUGUAUGGUUCAGUGUAACUUAUUUUAUUAUACACUAUUUAUGGUUUAUAAGGAUGGUCAAGGAUUAUGAAGUAUUUUUAUGUAUUUUUAGUAUACAAAUAAAUCAUUAUUUAAAUUACAGUAAAGUAUUAUUAUUGAUGUCUGUGUAACAUUUUUAAAGAGAAGUUAUGUACAGUCUUAAGUGAUUGUGUGGGGGUGAUGGGGAAGUGAUUGUGUGGGGUGAUUGUGUAAGCACACAACUGCUUCCCAACACAAAAAAAACAAAACAAAAAUAACUCAAAAAUAAAAGAAACUGCAAACUGC